AUGAGUGACACUAGUCCGAGUGGUGGUGGAGGCGACGGAGGUGGAGGCAGCAGGGGUGGAAGUGGGAGAUUUAUUGUCCCAGUGACACAGAGUCCGAGUGGUGGUGGAGGCGGUGAAGGUGGAGGUGACAGGGGUGGAUCUGGAGCUUUUAAUGUCCCAAUGACACCUAGUCCUAGUGGUAAUGGAGGCAGUGAAGGUGGAGGCAAUGAGGGCGGCGUGGGUGGAAGUGGAGGCUUUAUUAAUGUCCCAGUGACACCUAGUCCAAGUGAUGGUGGAGGAGGCGGUGGGGGUGGAAAUGGAAGUUUUAAUGUCCCUGUGACACCUAAUCCGAAUGGUAGUGGAGGCGGCAGGGGUGGAAGUGGAGGUUUUAAUAAUAUCCUAGUGACACCUAAUCCAAGUAGUGGUGGAGGAGGCAGAGGUGGAGGCGGCGAGGUUGGAAGCGGAGAUUUUAAUGUCCCCGUAACACCUAGUCCGAGUGGUGGUGGAGGAGGCAAAGGUGGAAGUGAAGAUUUUAAUGUCCCUAUGAUACCUAGUCCAAGUGGCGGUGGCAGCGGAGGUGGGGCCAGAGGCAGUGGUGAUUAUAAUGUUCCAGUGACACCCAAUCCAAUGGCGGAGGUAGAGGUUGGGGUGUAG
This is a messenger RNA of Hevea brasiliensis (rubber tree), 633 nucleotides long. Its product is annotated as putative glycine-rich cell wall structural protein 1. The coding region runs from base 1 to 633 and encodes 210 amino acids. The transcript is spliced from 3 exons. Lineage: Eukaryota; Viridiplantae; Streptophyta; Magnoliopsida; Malpighiales; Euphorbiaceae. The record is from RefSeq and is a predicted model, not a curated record.